ACCCACCCCGCGCUGCCGUCCUCGCGAGCAUUCGCCCUUCUACGCCCUCACUGGCCCAGCUCGUACCUCUUCACUCGAGCUUCUCGUCUGCACGGCGUCUCGCCCCGUUCCUCCCGACGCCAUGGCGUCGCUCCCGUCCUCGACGGCCAAGGGCGCGGCCAGCGGCCUCGAGAUUCAGGUCACGCAUGCCGAGGGCCUGGCACGCAUCCGGCAUGCGCCGUCGGGCAGCGUCAACCCCUGGAUGUUCACGGGCGGCUCUGAGGGCGUCGUGCGCUUCCUGCCGGCCGCGGCGCAGUCGGCGACGCAGCCGCUGCAGGCCGACGAGGCGACCAAGCCCAUCACCUGGAUCGACGUCUCGCGGCGGCUGCUCGUCACGGCGUCGCAGGACGGCGCCGUGCGCAUCUACGAGCACGCGCCCGCGCCGCACGAGCGGCAGGAGCCGACGGACCUCGUCAACGUGCUCCUUCGCACGGCGCUCCCGACGCGCUGCGUGGCGCUUGAGCGCUACCUGCAGCCCGGCCGGGAGCCGCGCGUAGCCGUGUGCUCGGACGAGCUCAUCGUCAAGCUCGUCGAUGCCGGAGCACCGGCCCGCAUCCAGCUGCUCACGAAGCACACGCGGCCCGUGCGCGCGGCAGCCUGGUCGCCCCGUGAGUCUCUGCUCGUCACCACCGACUGCGACGGCACCGCGCGCGUCUGGGACUGCUCGCCGCAGGACCCCGUGGAGGUGUCGUGCCUCGAGGGCAUCGUGUCGCGCGAGAGCGUCAACUCCGAGAUGAGCUCCGAGCCCGUGUGGCACCCCGACGGGAGCCACUUUGUGCUGCCGAGCAAGACGCACGACAUUGCGGUCAUCUCGAGCGCCGGCUCCAGCUGGUCACGCUCUGCGGUCUACUCGCCUCAGCACGCCAGCAUCGCCGCCGAGGACCGGCCAGCGGGCCAGAUCACUGCGCUUGCCUUCUCUCCCAACGGGCGCUACCUGGCCAGCGCGACGACUCAGGCGCACGUCACAGUGUGGGACACGAGCAGCCGGCGCCCGGUGCGCAGUCGGCGGGCAGAGGCGCUCGUCUCGGGCAUCUCGUGGUGUGCCGACGCCGAUGCGCUCGCCUGGGUCGACACGCUGGGGCAGCUGACGCGCUGGUCUGAUGUCGUGGGCGCCACGAUGGCAAGCCCGUGCGAGCCUGUCGACUUUUCGGCGCAAGCUGGCCUGCGCCAGGCGGCGCGCAACGACAUCGAUGAGCUAUUCGAUGGCGCAGGGCUUGACGACUCUGACGAAGAGGACCGGGAGCAGACGGUGAGCGAGCGCCGCUCAAAGCACGCGCGUGCCGGCGACGAUGACCUCGAGGGCUUCCUCGUCGACGAUGAGGGCGCCUAUGGGCGCAACGGACGCUCGGCAAGACACUCCAGUCGUCGGGCCACUGCUAAGGAGGGCUCGUCGCUAGCAUCGACGGCCACGCAAGCUCCCUUCCAGCCCACAAGCACGCCGAUGAAGGCGCAGCGCCGCUUCUUGGCGUUCAGCACACUCGGCUCGCUGGUAGCGACGGACCAAGAAGGACACCAGACUGUAGCGUUCGAGUCGUUCGACGCAGCUGCCCGCCGAAAUUGGCGCUUUGCCGACCACGCCGGCUACCAUCUUGCCUCGCUUGGCAGCACGGGAGCGCUCUUCGCCAGCGCCGAGAAGGUUGGCGGUGACGGAGAGACGUCGCCCAGCAUGGUGUACUAUAAGCCCUUCGAGGCCGCCGGCGCCGGCAACGUGCCCGGUGCGGAGUGGAGCGCGAGCCUGCAGAGCGAGGAGAGCGCCGUAGCCGUGGCCAUGGCUGGACGUGCGGCUGCCGGCAGUGCUGCGGCCGCCUCCGGUGCGCUCAACCUUGCCACCGCCGUCGUGGCCACGUCACGCGGCUACUUGCGCUUCUUCAGUGCAUCGGGCCUGCAGCGCUAUGUCUGGGCGCUGGGCUCGACCGUCGUCUGCUUGGCGGCAGGCGACCGCAGACUGCUCGUGGUCCACCGCGCUGGCACGCCGGUCGCGCUAAACGGCUUCCAGAGCCUGAGCUACACGCUCAUUGACCUGCUCACGUUCGGCAUCGUGCAGGAAGGCACGCUGCCCCUCGGUCGCGACGUGCAGCUCCAGUGGGCUGGCUUCGACUUGCUCGACGCACCCGCCAUCUUCGACUCGCAGGGCGUGCUGUACGUGCUGGACCGCGCCCACUCUCCGCGCCAAGGGCGCUGGACUCCGGUCCUCGAGACGCGGUCUGCCAGCAUGCAGAGCACCGCCGCCGAGGGCGGAGCAAGCUCGCGUCUCACAUACUGGCCGGUCGGCCUCGGCUCCACAAAGCUCUACUCGCUCAUUCUCAAGGGCCAUGCGUCGCCCGACCCUGCCGCCCAGGCCCGCCCCCUCAUCCAGGAGACGGAGUUCCGUCUUCCGCUCCUCAACCAAGACACACCGUCCGGCGCGCUCGAGCAGCAGCACCUGCUGGCCGUGCGUGCUGCCGAUGCCAUGCGAGCUGGCGCGCGGCUGCGCAGGAGCGACGCAUCGAGGGGCGGCGCCGAGGACGACGAGGACAUCGACGAGAGCGACGCUGCCGCGCUUGACCACAGCGCCGACAAGGCACUGCUGCAGCUCAUUCAGCUGGCGUGCAAGUCUGACCGGCACGGCCGUGCGCUCGAUGCCGCCCGAGAGCUGCACACUGCCAAGACACUCGAUGCUGCCCUCCAGAUCGCGUCGUUCUUCCACCAGACCAGCCUGGCCGAGAGGAUGGCGUCGCUGAAGGAGUGGGUCGACACGCGCGCCGAACGCGAUGCGCAGAACGACGCUCUGCUGCACAGCAGUGCCUACGCGGGCGUCGUGGCACAGCAGCGAGAGCCUUCGCCCGAUGCGUCGGUGGAGCGGAUCCGCGCCGCUCGUCGAGCACUGGGUCAAGAACGGACGCAGGCGCCGAGGAAGUCGUACGGGGCCGCGAAGCUCACUUCGUCUGCUGCGCCGACCUACGAGACUGCUGCUCCCCGCCCACGCGAGGUCGACGCAUCGCCCGCAGAGUCCGUGCCGUCAACGUCGAACGUCUCGGCACGCAGCCAGAGCCCGGAGUGGACGAACGCGCAGGCUGGCCUGAAGCGCAAGACGUCCGACCUCGAGGUCGACGAGCAAGGCGCGCGCGCUGCAGCGAAGGCCGCCGCCGGCGGAGCGCGCAACCCCUUCGCACGCAAGCAGGGCAUGGUGCGCGACCGCUCCAUGCACAAGUCGACGUCCUUCUUCGAGCGCGUGGACGCAGCAGAGGCUGCCGAGACGCCCGCUGCGCCUCCGAAGGCCAAGAAGCAGACGACUCUCUUCGGCAUGGCCCCGCCGGCGCCGCAGGAGAAGGCCAAGCGCGCACCCAAGGCCCGCGCACCUGAGCCCGCCUCGUCCGGCGUGUAUGCGGACACUGAGGAGACGCAGGAGGGCGUCCGUGCAGCCCUGACACAGGCGCAGGGGCAGGAGGACUCCAGCCUGCGCCUGGACGACGCCUCGCUUCCUCCGGUUGACGACGACACGCAGAUGAGCCUGGAGAUGUAAUGCUAUGCCCUCACCGUG
Tilletiopsis washingtonensis is the source of this 3559-nucleotide messenger RNA. RefSeq lists its product as hypothetical. The coding region runs from base 122 to 3541 and encodes 1139 amino acids. Gene Ontology annotation, biological process: DNA repair; mitotic cell cycle; DNA-templated DNA replication. The record is from RefSeq and is a predicted model, not a curated record. Gene Ontology annotation, cellular component: nuclear replication fork. NCBI's taxonomy places the organism in Eukaryota, Fungi, Basidiomycota, Exobasidiomycetes, Entylomatales. Gene Ontology annotation, molecular function: chromatin binding; protein binding. The transcript has 3 exons.